CUACAAGACCAUUUCUAUGUUGAGCCCCAACACAACACCAUUUAAAGUUCCUACUGAGGCUGGUCUGCUAAAGCCAAUGAGAUCUUCCAAGUUGGCCUGGACCUGGAAACCAAAAAGAAGAGCAAUGUCAGAUUUAUGCUAACUCAUCUUUAUUAACCCCUUCCCCGGGCCCCCUUCAGCCUCUGUUGAGGGUCAGAGUAAUUUUUUUUUUCCAUAAGGCAAUUUGAUCAGGACCAAGAGGACUAAGUCAGGCUGGGCUGGGAUGAUGAGGGAAAUUUGAUCACCUGGAGAGAUCAGAAGGUUGGCAAUUUGUUCAAUGAAACAUGCAAGGUAGUGAAACCAAAAGAUACCUCCCCCAAAGACUAGGAUUAUAGCUGGGGCUGGAGGUGAUGUCAUAAAAUCUACUGAGGUCAUAAAAGCUUCCCUCUCUUCCCCUGCCUGUCUCCUCACUGCCACAUAUACACACACUUACAUACAAAGCCUGGGAAGGGUCAGACACCAUCCGGCCACUCAGGUACCAAAAGUGGGGACAUGGUUGGGGGUGGUGAUUUCUCAGAAUGUAGGAUCCACACUAGUUUCCCUAGUGCUGGGAACAGUAGGUGGAAAGAAGGGAGAGAGGAACCGGGAGGAGAGUUUUUCUUUCCACUGUUGCUGAUUCAGAUUUUAUCUUAACCCCCAUCCUUUUUACUCCUCAGUCCUCCCUUCCUUUCCUCCCUCACCCCUCAGCCUCCUCCUCUACUAUCCUCCCCAGCCUCCAGCUGAUCAUGGCAUCAGAAGCAGAAAAAACAUUCCAGCGGUUUGCUGUCUUCGGAGAAUCAUCAAGCAGUGGCACUGAAAUGAACAACAAGAAUUUCUCCAAGCUGUGCAAAGACUGUGGUGUCAUGGAUGGCAAGACAGUCACCUCCACUGAUGUGGACAUCGUGUUCAGUAAAGUCAAGGCCAAGAAUGCCCGAACCAUCACUUUUCAGCAGUUCCAGGAAGCAAUGAAGGAACUGGGCCAGAAGCGGUUCAAAAGUAAAAACCCAGAUGAAGCCCUGGAGAAUGUUUUUAAACUCAUAGAAGGCAAGGAUCCAGCGACCACUGGUGUUACUAAAGCAACAACUGUGGGUGGGGUGAGCCGGCUGACAGACACCAGCAAGUACACUGGCACCCACAAGGAGCGAUUUGAUGAGAGUGGCAAGGGCAAAGGCCUCGCAGGACGGGAAGACAUGACCGACAACUCCGGCUAUGUGAGUGCCUACAAGGGUGCUGGCACCUAUGAUAAGAAGUUUACCAAAUAAGGAAUAGCCUCAUCUUAGCCUGCCAGCCAUCAACCCUGCAUCUUUAACACCAUGGAGUUUGGGGAACAAUAAACAUCUGUGUGUGCAGCAGCUAAGGAGCUCUGUUUUCAACCAGGGUAAGGUAUGGGUGGGCUCAUGGGUGUAGAGAGAGAGGACAGGAGAGAAAGUCCAAGAUAUCAGAGUUUCCAGCUUUCCAUCUUUUGCUCUACUUAGCCUGAUGCCUCCAAAUCAAAAGUUAGUCUUCUCCUCAGGGCUGAGGAAUAUAUUUGGAGAUAAACGAUGAACCAGAUGUGGAGGUAAAAGUAUUUGCUAUUUGCAUUCACACACACACUACUGGUAUUCACCCCAUGUAGACACACCUGCCAAAGGGGAGUAGCAAUUUCUGAUUUGAUGGAGAAUGACCCAGAUACCAUCAACCAGACCCUUGUCCCUCCACCUUCCUCAUCUGUUGCAAUCCAGGGUU
Phyllostomus discolor (pale spear-nosed bat) is the source of this 1743-nucleotide messenger RNA. RefSeq names its product tubulin polymerization promoting protein family member 2 (gene TPPP2). Lineage: Eukaryota; Metazoa; Chordata; Mammalia; Chiroptera; Phyllostomidae. Gene Ontology annotation, biological process: microtubule bundle formation; positive regulation of protein polymerization; microtubule polymerization. The record is from RefSeq and is a predicted model, not a curated record. Gene Ontology annotation, cellular component: microtubule. The transcript is spliced from 3 exons. Gene Ontology annotation, molecular function: tubulin binding. The coding region runs from base 765 to 1280 and encodes 171 amino acids.